This is a messenger RNA of Hydractinia symbiolongicarpus, 1768 nucleotides long. RefSeq lists its product as uncharacterized. NCBI's taxonomy places the organism in Eukaryota, Metazoa, Cnidaria, Hydrozoa, Anthoathecata, Hydractiniidae. The transcript is spliced from 5 exons. Bases 113 to 1162 code for a protein of 349 amino acids. The record is from RefSeq and is a predicted model, not a curated record.
AUCCAGACACUAUGUUUUAUUUAACUUUACGUCUUAAAUACAUUUAGAAUAACAAGAUAUAAAAUUGUUAAGACGUUACUUGUGUACAAACAUUGACAAGAACAUAUUUGAUAUGGCUGUCCUAUACCUCUUAUUGACCAUGUGUGCGAGUGCAGUAUGGUGCGGGACAGUUUCAGUCGCGAAUAAAAACAUGAACGUUAACAAGGACAAUCCAGUCAGCCUGAGCUAUUUCAUACAAUACCCACCUGAAGAGAAGUUCAAUGUUAUUGAUAUAUACUUAAAAGAUCCUGUCAGCUCAGUGGAAACCAUACUUGCUCAAGGACUAAGUAACAGCUUAAAACUGCAAGGAUCAUUUGGUGGUAAAUACAGCACGUCAGUGGACGUCAGUGCUAAGAAAUAUACUCUGACCAUAAAUGAUGCUCAAUACACAGACUCGGCCAUUUACAAGGCGAUAGCUGUGUUUCUUACAAAAACAGGAGAACUUUCAGUCAAGAAUGUUGAAAUUGCAUUAGAAGUAAAUGGUGGUCCGGAGUUUUGCAACUUGAAACCGCCAGAGACGUUAACAGUAAUUUCCCAUGAACGGCCUAGAGUCCGUGUGUCAGUGUGUGGAAAUCCGGAACCGCAAAUCACAUGGGAAUAUCUUGGAAACAACUUGAAAUCAACCAUAAUAAAAGGAAAGAAACCAAAGGAAUUCAUAUUUGAAACGCUUCUCCCUCAAAUCACACCACCUAACUGCGGUUCAUCUUUAACUUACAAAGCAACUGGACAUGGUAGAGGUGUAAGCGACAGAACAAUACUGAAUGUAAAAUUCACACCAGAGAAUGUGAAAGUAACGGAAGCAUACUUGAAAGAACAGUGUGUCACUGUGCGCUUCACGACGCUUGAUGUCGGUACCUGUAAGUUAUCAUACGAGUUCAACUAUUUUGACGAUCGUGCUCAGCUAGUUGGUAGCAGUGCAGCAGAUAAGAACACCAACACUGUCCAGCAAUGCGGAAUUACAGCUAGCACAGUUAAAGCUCGAGCAAGAUCAAGCGAUUCUGUUGGACAAUGGAGUGCUUAUCCUAUUAACAGCAAAAACAGUGGUUCCAGUAUUCAACCCUCGAGAAGUUUAUGGAAUCUUAUACUGAGUAUAGCGAUUUUGAUAACAUUAAGUACAUUGUAGAGUACGAUGCUUGGCUGAUAUUUAAUAUAGAAAAUUUUGAUAUAGGCUUUCAAAUCAGCCAUUAUAUUUAGUAAGAGAAUACAGAUCUUUGAAAACAAAGCUCGUAUUUUUAAACAACAUACCUGUCCAAAGUUUUUGCUUAAUAUAUGACUUGACAAUGGUGAGGAAUGUUUACGUGCCUGAUUUUAGUACAUGGGCAUCCAUUAAGGUGGGUAAAAAAGCAGGACCACAAGGGUUAAAAUGACAAUUGUUAAUUUAUGUAGAUUUUUUAAAAGUACAAGAACCAAAAGGCGCUGAAAGAUUUUUUAACUAUAUCUUCCCUUCUUUUAAAAAACGUUUUUACUAUUUUUAAGCUAAAUAUUUUGUUUUUUUUAAGGUCUAUUUGUCUUCUGUGGUCUGUUGUUUAUAUUUUCUAUCUGCAGGAAUAAGUGUGCAUGUCCAUUACGUCGCACACAAAGUGGUUUAUAGGAGAAAUAUUUUUUAUGACACGAUAAUAUUUUUUAUUGAUAUUUAUAUUCACUAUAAUACCAAAGUUGUUACUUUUUAAGUAAAAAUAAAAAACCCUAUUUGUGGAAUGAAUUUUAAAUCAUAGAAUUGUUAUUCAAA